Messenger RNA from Acanthochromis polyacanthus (spiny chromis), 7124 nucleotides. RefSeq names its product leucine rich repeat transmembrane neuronal 4 like 2 (gene lrrtm4l2). The record is from RefSeq and is a predicted model, not a curated record. Gene Ontology annotation, molecular function: protein binding. NCBI's taxonomy places the organism in Eukaryota, Metazoa, Chordata, Actinopteri, Pomacentridae. The transcript is spliced from 2 exons. The coding region runs from base 342 to 1967 and encodes 541 amino acids.
GGGGAGAGAGAGAUGGGAGAGACACGGAGGAAGAGUCAGAGAGAGAGUGAGGGAGACUGUGUGGAGUGGAGGAUUGUGCAUCAGUCUAUUGGCGCUCAAAUGGGUAAUUGCACACACAGCAGCCUGAACUAUAGCGGCGACUCCAACUACGAGCUCAGAGUGAAUCUGUCCUGUUUCUGAGCGUCAUCCGGAGAGCAGCAGCUUUUGGAGCGCUGCGGACAACUUGCAUUUUGCUUGUGCAAGUGAUGCUCAGUAUGCGGACCGACCCUGAAGCUGCAUGAACUGCGACUGAGAGCAGUUUAACGUGCUCCCCAGAGGACUACUCCUUCCCUCAGUUAACGAUGGGUUCCGUGAUGUUGGACUGGAGGUUAUCAUGUCUUCUUCUGCAUGCAGCCCUUUUGCUGCUGCUCAGCAAGGGGGAGAGGAUGUGCCCUGCCAGUUGUCGCUGCGAGGGAAAGAUUGUUUAUUGUGAGUCUGGCGUCUUCCAAGACGUUCCAGAAAACAUCACCACGGGAUGCCAAGGUCUGUCUCUGCGUUACAACAACCUGCUGGUGCUGAUACCGUACCAGUUCGCUCAUCUCAAUCAGCUCAUCUGGCUUUACUUGGACCACAACUCCAUCAGUGCCAUAGAUGCUUUAGCCUUUCAUGGAGUGCGCAGACUUAAGGAACUGAUACUCAGUUCCAACAAAAUAAGCCAUCUGCACAAUAACACAUUCAGUGCCAUACCAAACCUGAGAAACCUGGACUUAUCCUACAAUCAGCUGCAGUCUCUGCAUCCGGGACAUUUCUACGGACUGCGCAAGUUACAGAAUCUCCACCUUCGCUCUAAUGGACUGAGGCAGAUCUUCAUCCGCACGUUUCUGGAAUGCCGCAACCUGGAGUUUCUAGAUUUGGGUUACAAUCGCUUGCGGAGUCUCACCCGCACAACAUUCUUAGGGCUGUUCAAGCUUAAAGAGCUUCAUUUAGAGCACAAUCAGUUUUCUAGGAUUAAUUUCUUUAUUUUCCCACGCCUGAGCAACCUCCAGGCUCUUUAUUUGCAAUGGAACCGUAUACGAUCCAUCAAUCAAGGCGUGCCAUGGACAUGGCAGAAACUUCAGAAAUUGGAUCUUUCAGGGAAUGAGAUCCAAAUCUUGGACCCAGCUGUUUUCCAGUGUAUGCCAAACUUGCAAAUCCUGAACCUUGAAUCCAACAAGUUGAGUAGCGUUCCUGUGGAGGCUGUGGCAGCGUGGACCUCCCUGACCACUAUCAGCCUGGCGGGGAAUGCCUGGGACUGCAGCCCCAGCAUCUGUCCUCUCAUGGGAUGGCUCAGAACCUUCAGAGACUCCAAAGACAUCAGCAUGAUAUGCAGCAGUCCCAAGUCUGUGCAGGGAGAAAGAGUGGUGGACAUCGUGAGGAACCACUCGACAUGCGCGGACAUGUCAGUCGUGUACUCAACCACAGCUCUCAUCACUUUAAGUUCAGUUCAGUUUGUGAACAUCACAGCUGGCACAUCUUCUGCUGAUAUUACAGACCUGACUCGUACCGAGUCACCUGCACAGAGACUAACCACUCCAUCUGUCCGUCCUGUAGGAGCUGACAGAAAGACAGCAGAGUCCACAACGAUGAGCUCUACAUCCCACAUCUCUCCUGAAACCCCCACAUCAUUAAUCCCAGAGCUACCAUUUGAACAUAUGGCUUUCCAUAAAAUUAUUGCGGGCAGUGUGGCUCUGUUCCUGUCAGUGUCAUUGAUCCUUCUGGUUAUUUAUGUCUCGUGGAGGCGCUACCCCAACACCAUGAGGCAGCUGCAGCAGCACUCAGUCAACCAUAAGCGCAGGAAAAAGACUCGCAAGCAAGAGCAGGAUCUUAACUCUCAGUUGCAAGAGUACUAUCUGAGCUACCACUCAAACUCAGAGACAAUGGACUCCUUGGUGAAUGAGCCAAGGCCUUGCACGUGCACUAUAUCAGGAUCAAUAGAAUGUGAGGUCUGAGCUGCCCAUUCCACCUUAAGAGACAUAAAGUGCAAUUGCUAAGCAGAGGUAAAUGGCUUUUUCCACAAGAUUAAGUAGUUUUAUCUCUAAUAUGAGAUGAUAGAUUCUGCAGCACUGAGAAAAAAUACUGGGGGGCAUAGUACAAUAUAAUUAUGUGCACAGAAAUGAAGAUUGGAAUGGAGAGAUAUAUUUGGAGAGAGCUCAUUAUCACCCUGACCAGCAUGAGAAGCGUUGUGGGGUCAGCCGCGUUGGCUGUGUAUGAUCGACUGGACCUCUGCUACAGUAAAAGUCAGCUCUGUAGAGAGACCGACCCUAUUCUUGGUCUUAUAUCGCCAUAGAACAUAUGAGCCAACUAAGCCACCUUUUUACUUGCUAGGUUUUUUAUUUGUGUGUUUUUUUUAUUAUGUAGCUUGUAAAGCCUUUAGGAUGUAUGCGAGUGUAUGUGUGGGUACGAGUGUUGCAGGGAUGAGCUGAUAAUCCCCCGGUUUACUGACAUCUGGUUGGUAGAUUUACAGUGUUGCACCUUUUUCUCACAGAUAUUAUAUGUCCAAUUGAAUUAUUUGGGAUUUAACGUACUAGUGCAGCUAUUAGCACUACCAUAAGAGGUGGGGGAACAGUCACAGAGAGAGCAUCUUGUCCUCAGAUCAUUUGCAUGAAUCCAUUCUCCUUACUUCGAUGCUUCUCUCUUCUGUAAAAUGAUCAGUUCUGACUGACAAAACGUAAAAAAAAAAUAUAUAUAUGUAUAUGUGUGAAUUUCAGUUUAAUGUGGAACGAGCCACAUGCAGUAAAUUAACAAUAUUGAAAACCCAUGAGUCUAAUCUCAGGAUUGAUAUUUUCCAAGCUGUACAAAUCUGUCAGGUCCAGUGAAGGCCUCGUGUGUGUCAAAAGUAACAAUGUUGGUUUUCAUAACAAAUUUUGUAUUGAUUAUUUCUGUCAUUAUAAUAAUGCAUUGUUUGUGUAAAGGCAUAAUAGUAUGGGUACUAGGCAUUCUAUGUGAUAAUGACUGUAUAAUUAAAAGAAACAACAACUAAUGAAAAUGUGUUUUUGAUGAGACCAUCAGUGACUGCAGCAGCACACGGAGAAAAAGAAGCCCAUUGUAAUCCGUGCAUUCUGCUGUGGAUGCUGGAUUUGCUGCUGCAUGUGAGGGGAGCUGACAUAUUUUCACGUGUCUUUCUUUUCUUCUCUCCUCUGCUGGCACAAAAACAUCAGCAACAGUAUUGAUUGUAUCUGGGCAGCACACCUCUCACUCAGGGGUAGGGGGCACGUGUCAGUCCCCAGGAAGCAACUGUAGCACAGAGGGGUUUUCUGCUCUGUUUUCUUUGGAACGGGGGUUUGCUUUCAGUGCAAGUGAAGCACAAGCAGGCAAUGGCAUUCUUUGCUUGUCCAAUGAGACAAAAAGACAUUCUAGUCCCUCAAACCAGAAAGAGAUUAAGAGUCUCUGCUUUAUGUAACCACGUAUUCUCUGUCAGUUGAGAAAUAUGGCUCGAGUGCAGUGAAAGUACAGCGAGAAUAGAGGCAGGCUGCUGAGGGACGGAGGGUGUUACAGGUCAAGGCAGUUAUGCUAUUAUGAAGAUAUCAUCCACCUUGGUCUGCCGUUUUCCAAUCCCCUCCUUUCAUUUCUUCCUGCCUCAUUUUUCUUUCCCAGUUUUUUUUUUCCCUGUGUGAGGAGAGAAAAUUGACUCAUGCCAGGAUGUAUGUGCAUCACACGUGCAUGUGUUAAGCCAGGAAUGCAUAGGCGAUGAUGGUUUCUGCAUUAAUGAGCGACAAAGCAGGUGUUUGUUCCUCCGUGAGAUUAAGUUGAAGACAAUAAUCCACUACUUGCUACAGCCUUUUCCUCACAGCUGUCGGUUGUUUUUAAGACCUGAUGCCAGAUUCCUCCUUGAUGUUAUUAGCAUGUUCACACAGCUCAUGUAGAGCAUGUACAGUAAAGCUUCUGACUGGUCACAGGUUGUUCAGAUAAGGAUUUAUGAUCUCUCACAAUCCACUCUCCAAACAUGACUCAGGCUUUCUUUAUCCUCCAGGCAGGCGUGGAGGCAUGGUGCCAACAGAAUUUAUAUCCAUAUAUUUAGUUUGCAGCUCCUGCAUAUAUGAUGAAUUUCUCUCACUGGCCAAUGGGAAAAUCUGCAAAGCUGUAGAAAAAAUGUAAUACGAACAGGACAAAUGAUUUGUUGAUCUAAUUUUGGCAGGUAUUGUAAUUAGUGUUUGAUUUGUCAUAUUGUGACUGAUGAACAGCAAUUCUGCUUGCUUGGAAAUCUUUUGGCGUUGUGUAGCUAAGAAAGGAAUGUUGAUUGGAGAGCUGUGGUCUGCAUCUUGCAGAUCAUUACUGAGGAUAUUUGUUUGGAUGAAAAAUUGCGGGAGUGCUCUGCAUUGACUUUGUGUAACAAUGCACAAAUAGAAACACACUCCAUGGGCAAAAUCUGAAAAAAAUACACAGCCCCCCUGCUCUCUAAGAAAUAUUUUUAAUCGAGGUUCCUUAUAUGCCACGAGGUGCUCGGAGCAGAUGAGCGAGGCCAAAAACAGAAUCAGUAAAAUCAUGCUCUGAAAAAUGCAGAAAUACAGUGUGCUUUCUUGCUGCUUCCUGUAAACACUCGCAGUCAGGGGUAACUUGCUCAGCCUUCACUGGCAGCUGUGAAAUUUUGAUUCACGUCUCUCACUGGGGGAUCUUUGCCAAGGUAACGUGUGUAACACUCUCUUUACCUUGGGUUAAACUGGUUAUGUUGAAGGUAAGCAUAAUCGUCCUAAAGCAGCAGUGAUGAUAUCUCAUCGCGUUAAAAAUAGAUUUCCUUUUUGUUUGGCUGCCUGAGCUCAUAUUAUGAAGUAAGCAAUCUAGAGCAGUAAUUCAGCAUUUUGGGAACUAGCUUAUUUGCUUUCUUGCCAAGAGUUAUAUGAGAAAAUUGAUACCACUGCUCUGUCUGUGUGGUAAAUACAGCAGAAAGCAGUCCAACUCACUGGAUGUAGAUUGCAGGUGUAAGCCUGUCAUUGGCCAAGUUUUUCACAUCUCCUUCUGCUGUCUACGUGUUGCCUUACAGGAAACUAUGACAACAACAACCUCAAAGCAGCAACCUAUCGCACUGAAAUGUCAUGUUUUGCUGAAGAUUUUGAUUGUGUAGUAAGGUAGCCCUGCUAGUGUUUUUUUUUCUUCAGUGAAUUAAAACCUUUGCUGUAUCCGGGGAUUAACUAAAGUUCAAACAAGCCGGAGCGUUUUUCCCAUAUAGCAGACUGAUUGAGGUACAGCCAGACCAUUCUGCACAGAACAGCUAUGUGACACUAAAUGUGACGCUGCAGCCAGCAACCAGCACUUCCAAAAGCUCAGUGAGUCCCAAAAACUCAUCUCAGUUUCUUAAAUUUACAUAUUUAGAUUUUUUAUUCAUGAAAAUCCCCCAAUUUCUGUCUGAAAAGGGCUUCACUGUAACUUCGUGCCACAUCUUGAAUGUGCCAAUCGAUCAAUAUAAACCCACCUCUCCCCACUUACAAUAGCUCGAGCACACCAGCUCACCUGUGAAUCUGCUCAAACACUGUAAAACUACUCUGCACUACACAAUGUUACGACGGCUGUGGCUGCAUAUUGUGUUGAGUGUGGUAUUGCUGUGUUUUGUAUUUUAGAGUUUUUCUUUUGUCUGGGAGUGAGGGUUCUGUUGUUGUGUGGGUCUUUGUUUCUUUGUCCUUGUUUGGUGUGAGAGUCGUCUGUUCGUCCUGUGAGUUUGUAGUGUGUGGUCUGUCGUGUGUGUAGAUCUUUGUUGUGUCCAGGAGGUGUGUAAUUGGUUGCAAGGUGGACCUGACACUGGUUGGCUCUCCACAUCUUUAAAAUUGGGCAGCCUGCAGUGGAUGGAGCCUCAGUGACAGCAGCACCUUUUGUCUGGUCCCAGACUCCAAACGAUUUGUUGAUUCCUCUGAUUCUGUAGAAGAUUAAUUUAGCCGUAGCUUUGAUUUUGUUUUGUAAACUUAGCUAGCCCUUUGUUAGUAGUUGUGUUUUGUUGCAGAAGUUUUAGGUUUGAGUGUAGAUCACCUCCUUAGUUUGAAUCCAGUUUUUUUAUUUUUUUUGUUUGAAUGUAUCGCCCAUUGAGUGGCCUGUUUAAUUUAAAAAGAUAUUAUAAAUAAACACUGGUCAACGGCUUAGAUCCUGGCUGUUGGUUUGGGGACUGGGAAACAUUUUAAGCUAUGCAUCUUCCCCCUAGACAGCUGUAUAACAAUGUGAAGCUGUAAUAUUGGAGUAAUUUGGUAAAACAUCAAUAUAAUAAAACCAGAAACUGCCUCUGAAGACGACGAGUGAUACAAAAAGCCACAUCCUGCAAAUAGGACAUAUGGACAUGUUAGAAGAAAUGAAAUACUUCACUUUUGACAUGCUUCUGUUUCACCAGGAUGUUUAUAGCUGAGAACAAUAACUUCCUGAACUUCCUGGUGGUUGCCACGAUGCCACACAUAGAUAGAUACAGUUUUAUAGGUUAUGUUCACACGCACACCAGUGUCCUUUUUAUGAGGCCUAUCCCAGUUUGAUCACAUGGUGUUUACAUGGAGCGUAGAGGAACUGGUUAUUCACUUCCCCAUAUACAUGAUAAAUACUGCAUCCCUGUUACUGAUUACUGUCUACUGUUUACACAAGGGUCUAUGAUGGUUAAAACACAAACUUUCAGUUUAGUCUGACCUGUGACUGUCAGUCUAACCUUGAAUUAAUUUGAUACUGGCUAUUGAAAAUGAGGCCACUUUGGUUAAUGGUGAGCUUAAUCUCGAGUGUCUUUCAGAUUUGGCUUAUCCACCUUAUUGCUAAUGGGAGACAAGAACCACAAGAAACCAUAACAAACAUGUCUCUCACUUUGAAUGGUGUCAAGCUGUCCCUGUCACUUUCAUCAUGCAGGACAAUGGAGUGAUGGAUGAAGCCAAACAUGUAACUGUGACUGCUGGGAUAAGGUCAUCAGCAUGAAGUUCAGUGACCCUAAACGGAGACCAAAUUUCCGCAUGAGCAGGACAUCCUUUUACCGGCUGUGUAAGACAGUUGAACCGUUCAUGAGAAGAGAGGAAAGAACAGGACCAUCACCAGUUCUGUUACAGAAGACAACAGCCUUCGUGUUGUGCAAAGUGGGUACGCAGUUGUGGAGAAUAUUGUUUAGUUGUUAACAAGCAUGAAGUUCACAGAAACACAGUAAAAGAAGGAAAAAAUGA